This is a messenger RNA of Drosophila sechellia, 1681 nucleotides long. Its product is annotated as putative inorganic phosphate cotransporter. The coding region runs from base 200 to 1669 and encodes 489 amino acids. Gene Ontology annotation, cellular component: membrane. The transcript is spliced from 3 exons. The record is from RefSeq and is a predicted model, not a curated record. Gene Ontology annotation, molecular function: transmembrane transporter activity. Gene Ontology annotation, biological process: transmembrane transport; monoatomic anion transport. NCBI's taxonomy places the organism in Eukaryota, Metazoa, Arthropoda, Insecta, Diptera, Drosophilidae.
UUCAAGUUUCGGAGGAGCCUGUUUGACGAUUUGGCUUUAAACUAGUUUCGCAGCACAGUUUGGUCAAGCUGCUUAUUAGCUGGCAUUGCCAAUUUUUAAACAGGCAGUUCAGUGACUUGAGGUGGACGCAGUGGUCGUUGCGCUGCGCAAUGUCGAUAAAAUCGUUCAACUUGGUGGCAAAGGGUGAGCUGGUACUUCGAUGCUCGUGCCAAGUUCGCUGCAAGAGUCAUUUGUUUUCGCAGGUCCCAAGUGGGGCGUUCGCCACCUGCAGGUGCUGUUCCUCUUCCUGUGCGCCACCUUGAUCGUGGCCCAGUGGUUCAACAUGAGCGUGGCCAUUGUGGCCUUUACGAAUGCCAAUAGCAGUAACCCGAAUUAUCCGGAAUAUCGCCUGACAGAGCCUCAGAAGUCGUACACCAUCAGCAGUCCCUUCUGGGGCUCCUGCUGCACCCAGAUGAUGAGUGGCUAUCUCUCUAGUCGCUUUGGAGCCAAGUUGCUGCUGCUGACCAUCAUGUUUCUCACCGCUCUGCUCAGCAUUGCCACGCCCUUCGCCUUGGCCUGGGGCGGCUGGCAGAUGCUCUUCUGGGUCCGAUUCGUCCAGGGAAUCGCCAUGGGCGGCAUGUGGCCCUGCCUGUACACCCAUCUGGCCAAGUGGUGCCCCAAAAAGGAGGCCAAUCGCAUGGGCGGCGUCAUGACCACUGGCUUGGAUUGUGGGACAAUAAUGGGAUUCGCUUUGAGUGGCGUACUCUCUGUAUCGCCACUUGGGUGGCCCAGCACAUUCUACGUGCCAGGAUACUUGGGCAUCGUGUGGUGUCUUAUUUUCCUGCGAUAUGGCGCCAACAGUCCAUCCGAAUCGAAAUUCAUUUCUCUGGCGGAACGAAAGCAAAUUGAACUGGCCCUAGAGCAGAACCAGGUGAUUCGCGGUGCAGCUCCUCCAGUGCCCUGGCUUCAGAUCCUCACCUCUCGUCCAUUUAUCGUCCUGGCAUUUUGCAAGAUGAGCCAGGCAUGCAGCUUCUUCACGCUGAUGCAACAGAUUCCGCGCUACAUUCAUGGCAUAUUCCACUACAGCAUUGUGAUGAAUGCCCUGCUCUCAGCUCUGCCCUUUGUGGUCAUGCUAAUGUCCUCCUACGGAUUCAUUUUCCUGGCUGAAUACUUGACCCGUCGUCGAGACAUUUCCUUACCCAUCCUACGGAAGACCAUUAAUACCUUUGCCACAUGGACCCCGGCUGUAGCCCUAGUGAUCCUAUCCUACGUCAGCGAUCAGAAUGUGGUGGGCACUAUGUUCUGUCUGAUCGCAGCCACCGCUGCCAUUUCCGGACAGGCCAUUGGCAGUUCCCUUAACCACGUGGACUUGUCGCCAAACUUCGCUGGACUCCUGUUUGGGAUCAGCAACACACUGAUGUCUACGGCUGGUGUGAUAUCACCAAUCGUCAUUGGGCUGACCGUAACCAAUGAGUCGGAUCGCUCGCAAUGGCGAACUAUUUUCCUUGGCAUUUCGGUGAUUCUGUUCCUCGGCAACUUGAUGUACCUAAUCUUUGGUCAAAUGACCGUCCAGUCCUGGAAUGAUUCGCCAUCUAAAGAGACCGGAACAGAAGCAUCACCAAAACCCCAGCGAGCGCCUGCCUUAGCCGCGGAGGAAACGAUAUCCGUCGAGAGAUUUAACUAUUUGUAAAUGUAUAUUUGU